CGCCUUCUCCUCCUCCGCUUUUACACUCUUCACUGUUUUAUGCGUCACCCACAUCCUCUCCGUAUUUUCUAAUUGUUCCCUUCGCCGUCUCCGGCAACGGCAACGGAAAGUUCUCUUCUUUUUCCCCUUUUUUCCGUCAAAUCCACCGAUUUCGAUUUUGUAAUUCUGAAAUCGAAAUCACAAUCUUCUGUUGUUCUCUGUGUCGGUCCUCAUUGGCUUCUCCAGAAAUUAGUUCUCUGAUUUCAGCUUUGCUGCGGCGGCGAUCUCCGGAGGAAUCAUUCGUUUUCCGAUCGAUUUCAGCGUGUUAGGUCAUUUACUUUGCGUCGUGAAACAGAAAUGGCAACCACUGCAAGCGCUUCACUUCGCGAUUCAGAUUCAAGAAGCUUGCAAGUGCUUCUUGAAGCUUUUGGUUCUCGUUUUUCUCUUGAGGACAUUGAUACUGCUUUUUGCCAAGCAAAUCGUAAUGUCAAUAAAGCUGGUGAGAUCCUCUUUGCAAUGACGGAGAAGAUGCCUAAAAGUGACGAGCUCAAUGUGAGUGAAGCAAUUUUGGAUCCAACUUCUCGCAAUGUUCCCCAGGAAGUGCAUCAAGAAGAUAUGAAAAGCAGAGUAUCAAAGCCGAAGAAAUAUUCUGCAUCAGUUGGCACUGUUUCAAGUGUUAUCGGGAAGGAGUAUGUUAGUACCAGGACUUUAGCAAAUGCCCCCCGUAAAGCAACCAAACCAUUGAAGAUAGAUGCAAAGGAUAUUCCAGAAACUGAGAUAUGGAGUGAAGAAAUGCCAGAAAAUUCAAAGGGAAACAGUGACAGGUCACAGACUGAUGUCGAGGAAUUUCUCAUAAAGAUGCUCAGAGAAGGCUUUCAAGUUAAUCCAAGUGUUGUCCACGAGGUUCUUGGGAGUUGUGGAUAUGACGUGCACAAGAGCAUGGAGAAAUUGCUCGACUUGUCUGACAUAAAAAAGCAUAAUAAUGGCGGCAUUGCAACUGGAAUGAGACCUGAGGAAAAACCUAAAAAGCAGGGAUCUAAUUCAUGUCAUAACGUGGAAAUGCAAGAUUCUGCUCUAAGUGAUGCAGCAAGUAACUUGACAAGUCCACUCAAAGGAAGCAAAGUUAAAACAGAUCUGCAGAGGGAAGUUUUAGAAGCAUUGUUCUCAGGUGCUCAAAGUUUUGAGGAAGAAGCAGAAGAGAUACGACGAGUUGGAGAGAGAAGAGCCAGGGCAGUGGGUAGACCAGUUGCAAAACCUCUGGUUCUGGACGAACCGAAUCAUAAAAGAGUAGUAGUUGUAAAACAACUUCCUCAAACGCUCAAAGAAGGUGAAGAUCAUGAUGGCUUUGAAGCUCUACGAAAAGCAGCAACUGAGUAUUGGAAUGUGAUGAAAGAAUACUACAAAGCUGCUGUAGAAGCAUUUCUGAAAGGUGAAACCGAACGAUCAUACAGACUUCUGGAAGAAGGACAUUCUUUCAAACAAAAGGCUCGAGAAGCAGAUGAGAAGUCCGUAGCAAAGCUGGUAGAGGUCAAGGAAGACAGCGGACCAACUUACGAGGAGGAUGAAGUGGUGACACUGAAUUUGCAAGAACACCAACCAAAAGAAGCUCUUCGGGUUCUCAAGCAUCAGCUGACUUGCUUCUCCGGCAUCUCAUACUUCAAGUACCUUAGAAUCAUAGUAGGCGUCAACACCGAAGAUACCAAAAGCUCCCGUAAACGUUUGCUGGUUAAGCUGCUGGAGAAGGAAUCAAUCGCUUGGUCUGAAGAAGAUAAUGGCCUGACGAUGAUGAUUCAAGUGGAUAAGAUCGAUCCCAAAAGCUUGAGUUUUGCCAAGAAAUAGGGGAUCAUAGGAUGAAAAAAGAGUACACAUCCAUGCAAACCCUUUUAGCCUCAAAUCUGUCCAUCUGAACAUUCAAUUCCUUUUUUGCAAACCCUCUCUUAUCUGAGAAAGAGACAUAACCCAACACAUUUUUGCGUGAUACAUUCUUUUUUAUCAAAGAGACCCGAAGAUUCAAGCCA
Tarenaya hassleriana is the source of this 1997-nucleotide messenger RNA. Its product is annotated as putative nuclear RNA export factor SDE5. The transcript has 12 exons. Bases 337 to 1818 code for a protein of 493 amino acids. NCBI's taxonomy places the organism in Eukaryota, Viridiplantae, Streptophyta, Magnoliopsida, Brassicales, Cleomaceae. The record is from RefSeq and is a predicted model, not a curated record.